UUUCACGAUGAUGAACUCACAAAAUAGUUCUCCAGUAAUGAUCCAAAGAACUUUUGAAGAUGCCCCUAGAAUUCAAACCAUGAUUCAAACAUCUUGAUCGUAAGAGAAACGCGUAGAUGUAGUUUUCGACACCUCUGAUGACUGCUUUGGUGAGUGGCCGUGCAGUUAUUGGUAUUCGUGUAGGUCUAUAUUGAUUCACCAUAAUCGUUAUCAAGGAAGCACAUUACGAGAUUCGAAACAGCAGGGACUUCCCAACAUUAUUAUGAAGCGCAAUGCAAAGUACAAAGUCAUUCUGCUGCCCCACGUUUGGUCAGUUGCUUUGCGUUUGGUCAGUUGAGAGGGUGGUGAGACAACCAUCAGCUGGGACUCUUCCUUGUUCUAAAUCAGGCAACAAAGCAGUAAAGGUCCACAGUCAUUGAUCAUGGAGGACGGCCAAUUGCCACUACGGAUAGGCCUGGCCAUCUUGGGGCUGUUGCCAGGUCCUCGGUCAAAAACGACGGCAGGUCGGUGUGCAAGUCUGUGGCAUCGGUGCCGGGGCUACGAAAUAUUAUGGGAUGAUGAAAAGAGCUAUGGAGUCGUUUCCUUCCUACUUAUAUUGCUGAUCGUGGUGUUCCACUUUGUCGAUCUCGCCAUCAUUUUCAAGGAUUAUCUGGGUAAACGACAAGACACUGUGUUCUUCAUUUCUUACUUGACGUACCUUCCCCAACUGACGAUAACCCUGCUGUUCUGUCUGAUUGCUCGAUUGUACAUCUCUUGCUUCUAUGAUUCCACUAGAGAUCGCCUGGCCGUGUUCUCUGAGGUGUACUUGAAGGAGCGUUUGGAGCAUAGCCCCAGUAAAAUGUGGUGGCGUCUCCUUGGUUUCAUGGCGCUACCAACUCCUUGCAUCAUCAUGAAAUUGAUGGUGUUCUUCCUGGAAUCUGGAAGUACAAAUUGCCCAAGGGAUGCCUUCGUUUACAUCAGGACCAUAGGGGGUGUGGCUGGUUACGCCCUCUAUGGAAUCUUCUGUUUCGUCAUCCACUGCCUCCAGAUGUCACAUCGGGAGGAAUUUCACCAAACUGCCGUCAGGAUUAGCAAGCGGGGUGCGCCUGACAUCGAGACCACCAAGGCCGAAAUCAGGAAGCUGUGCUUUGGCUUUCGAAGCUAUCGCGAUUUCGGUGGGAGAUGGAUGGUACUGUCGGUGUCCAUAGCGGUCUUGGGGGUCGUCUUUGCGAUCCCUUAUACUAUGGAUACAUUGCCAGAGAUCAGAAAAGACAUCAAGCGGGAGGAGUCCAACUUGAUGCUGUGGACCGUCUUCACUUGGUGUGACAAGGUCGUCUUUCUGGCUGGUCCCCUUUUGGCUGUUUGGGGUUUGGACGUUGGACGUCCUUGGCGCUACUUCAGAGAAAGAAUCCUGCAGACAUGGAAUCGGCCAGGCGACAAUAACAGAGACAACAAAGCAGACGGAAUUGAUAGUGAGACACUGGAAGCGAUCAUCAACCACAUGACUCUUCUGAAAGACGGUGGGUCCUGGAUCAAGUCAACUCUGGUCUCGGCCAUGCUCAGCAUCUAUCUGGGCACUACGCUGGACCCUUCUCAAGACCUGGACCCAUGGAUUGGUUUAGCUUGUAGGCCCAAUUUUAACCACACUGAAUAACA
This is a messenger RNA of Acanthaster planci (crown-of-thorns starfish), 1635 nucleotides long. RefSeq lists its product as uncharacterized. Lineage: Eukaryota; Metazoa; Echinodermata; Asteroidea; Valvatida; Acanthasteridae. The record is from RefSeq and is a predicted model, not a curated record.